Molecule: messenger RNA, 207 nt
Organism: Lathyrus sativus (Indian pea)
Lineage: Eukaryota; Viridiplantae; Streptophyta; Magnoliopsida; Fabales; Fabaceae
Source: the annotation of a GenBank genome assembly
AUGGAUAAGUGGAAAAACAUACAGCUUUUUAAGGAGGAAGAAGAAGGUAUUACGGCGGAGGCUGAGCAAAUCUGCGAAUCGGAGAUCUUCCAACGUACCUUAACCGGUAAACUAUGGACAGAUAACAACAUCAACACAAGAGCCUUCACCAACACAAUAAUAAGAGUGUGGAAACUCAAAAACCCAAUAGAGGGGUACAAGAGUUAA